Colletotrichum higginsianum IMI 349063 is the source of this 696-nucleotide messenger RNA. RefSeq names its product GNAT family protein. The transcript has 2 exons. Gene Ontology annotation, molecular function: acyltransferase activity, transferring groups other than amino-acyl groups. The record is from RefSeq and is a predicted model, not a curated record. The coding region runs from base 1 to 696 and encodes 231 amino acids. NCBI's taxonomy places the organism in Eukaryota, Fungi, Ascomycota, Sordariomycetes, Glomerellales, Glomerellaceae.
AUGAACAUCAAACUCGAAAAGGUGUCUCCUGAAGACGCCGCUGGCUUGUCGCAGGUCAUGAUGCGGGCCUUUUACCGCGACCCGCACUGGCGGCUGCUGUGGGGAAAUAUGACCCUGGAGGACAUCAUCUUGUCUUGUGAAAAUAGACUCCCGAGAAACUUGGUGAAGGGAAGGGAAUCCCGGCGCCAUCGCAAGGCCGUCGAUGCGGUCACUGGGGAGGUGGUUGGGUAUGCUCGAUGGGUUCUCCCCGAAGGUCAAGAGGAUCUGUGGAAGGAUGCUCAGGUCGCGGAACCCUCAGCUCAGCAGGCGGCCCAGUAUGAAGCCCGCUACAGCGCAUACGUGGUCGAUGGGAAGAUCAAGGGGCUGAAGAACGAGAUCACGGAGAGCCUCAGUCCUCUGUUGGAGAAGACGGAGGAGGACAUUUUGAAAACGGGAAAGUUUCUCACGCUCGACUACAUUGCGGUGCUUCCCGAUCGGCAACAGCAAGGGAUCGGGUCGAUCUUGGUCGAAGACGGGCUCAGGGUUGCAGAGAAGGCGGGUCUGCGGGUGUAUGUGAUGUCGACGCAGACUGGGUUGAAACUCUAUCAGGGUCACGGGUUUAUCAUUGUGAGGACCGUUGAACAGGACAAUUCCCAAUGGGGGUCGACUGAGCCGCACGUCAAUCACUUCCUUGUGAAAGAGAAAACCUCCACCUGA